This is a messenger RNA of Microthlaspi erraticum, 1140 nucleotides long. NCBI's taxonomy places the organism in Eukaryota, Viridiplantae, Streptophyta, Magnoliopsida, Brassicales, Brassicaceae. The record is from the annotation of a GenBank genome assembly.
AUGGAGUCGCUUCCUUCUGUAGCUGUUGCACCGGCGGAGAAGGAGAAACCAGACAACUCUGGAAUGGCUCAGGGUAAUGCGGAGAAGAAACCAGCUUGGAACAGGCUCUCUAAUGGCGAUUCUGAGAUCAAACCAGUCAUGGGAGCUUCGUCGUGGCCAGCUCUUACUGAGACGACACAAGCUUCUUUGAACAAGUCUUCCUUUGACUCGUUAAAAAGUUUGGGACAUGGAUCGUCAUCAACUGCUCCUUCCUCCAAGGAAACUGGUAUAUUUGACUUGCUCGAACACCAAUUGGAACCGAGUGUUGCAUCUAGUCCUACCAAUAGUACUGUUGUUCAACCCUCGGGACGAAGUUUGUCUUGCUACCUCAAAAACAAGAGGAACGAGUUUGCAUCACAAUCUCAUGGCGGUAACAAAAACCAAUAUCAACAAAACUCACCCAAGAAUCAACAUGUUAAUCAGAAUCAACAUGUUAAUCAGAAUCAUCAUCAAAGUCAUGGAGGCAGGUCCAUUCAGGAAUAUGGAUGGAAUCAAAAUUGGAAUCCUCAUACAAAAUUUAAUGUGCGAGGCGGAUUUGCACAACCACCAAGAGGUACCAGUACACCAGAUUUUGUAAGACAUGCACCACCACCACAACCGUCACCACCUAUAUUGCGAUUUGAUGCUCCAUAUAUGCCAUUUCACCAGUCUCCUAUGGUUUUCUCUGAAUUGAAACCAUUGAUGAUGUACUAUCCUCAUCGCAUGCCACUGAUCGAACCUCCUCCUAAUGUCUUCUUACAAUUUCAAGAAGCUCCCCUUAAAACCAGAAUAAUGGAUCAAGUUCAUUAUUAUUUGAGUAAAGAGAAUUUAUCUAAAGAUGAAUUCUUGCGCAAGCGCAUGAAUGAUGAGGGCUUUGUUCAUAUACAGUUUAUUGCUAAUUUCAAAAGGCUCAAGUCACUUACAACUAAUAUCCAGUUUAUAAUGGAUUCUCUCCAAGGUUCAAAUGUUGUUGAAGUGAAGGGUUAUGAAAUAAGGAACAAGCAAAUUUGGAGAAGUUUCUUAAUGCCUCAUGACUUGCGGGUUCCUUUUUAUCCGAGCCCAGAGUAUGGAAUGACAAGCAAACUCCAUCAACUUGGAUCAAGCUCAAGCAUUCAAGAUUGA